AUGAAGUACGUUCAGCUUACAAUCGAGCUCAUCACCAAGGCCUUUGAGACAUUCUCCUCUAAGAAGGGAGUGGAGUUUAACAAGAAAGAUGCAAAUAAGAUCUUUAAGGCGCUUGAUGAGGAUGAGGAAGUAGAGAGAUACUACUUUUGUGGAGAAAAGUGCACCAAGUCCAAGCGCAAAUGCAUGAAGGAAGUUGAUGAUGAAGGCAUGCAUUGUUAUGUCCACGAUCCUGCGCGCAAGUGUCAAGGCACAACUAUUAAGGGUGCUAAUUGUGGUAGUGUAGCCAAACUUGGUCAAACAUACUGUGGACGUCAUCAAGAUCAAGAUAGAGGUUAUAUAAAACGUAGUAACAACAACGCACCUGUCGACAAGCGUACCAAGUCUUCCAAGGCUUUAAAGAAGACACAUACUUCUAAGUUUGUGUCUUCCGAUGACGAUAUGACUUCCGAGGAUGAAGAACCAAAGAAGCGAAAGAGAAACAAGCAGGAGUCAUCGGAUGAAGAGCCGUCCGAUGAUGAUGAUGAAGAAGAUAUAAUUGCCGUCUCCUUUCCGUUGAGUCCAAAGUACAAUAUUAGGCUAAAGGAAAAGAAUCUCUACAUUGCAUUGUGUCCACCUAAGCUCAUGGGCAAGAAUCUCCCUGCGCCAGAAAUAUCUGAGAAAGAGGCACGCAUAUUGGCCAAGAUGGGUCUUCAAGAGGCAACUUCAGCAGAUGUAGAAAAAAUAGAAGAGUCUUCUGCUGAUGAGAAUUCUGACGAUGAUACAGAUGAUGGUGAUACGUCUGAUAAUGCUGACUCUGACGAUGAUUCCUCUAAAGAUAAAGACUCUGAUGAUGGCAAGUCCAAUAACAGACCUGAUGUAGAAUCUGGAGAUGAUACCUCUAAGGAUAACCCUGAUGAAAAACUAUCUCAUAAAAAGCCAUCUAAGGAUGAUGAGAAGAAGACUUCUCGAAAGAAAAGGCAUUCAGAGAUGCCCAAAAAUGCAGAGCCAUCUUCUAAUGUAGAUGUUUCUAAGGAUGAAAAAGAUGAACACACAUUUGCACUGGCCACAACGGUGCGUAACAUUAGAUCAGAGAAAGACAUACCACUUGCAAAGGAUGGAGGAUGGAUGGUUCAUCCUAAUAACGACAUGCUUGAGUAUGCAACUAACUUUACGAUGAAGGCUAAGUACAUUGUCAAGCUAUGUGGAAAGAAUACAUACGUUGGCCUGUUUACGCUUGAUCAUCUGCGUGGCGGUGGUGAUGUUCCAGAGAUGGAUAUCUUGGAACGCUCCAUGCUUAGCAAGAUGAAACUUCAAGAAAUGUCUGAUGAAGAGAGAAAGAUGCUUUUCAACGAGGAGGUCGAAGUAGAAGAGGAACUACCACACAUUCUCAAGAUCCGCAAGCAAAACAUUGUAGUUGGCUUGGUGACUGAUGACCACAUUGGUGCAGAGAAUGUCGACUAUGAUAAUCUUAACCAAAAGGAAAAAGAAAAGAUCUUUGCUAUGGGCUUUAAGCCACAAUGGAGGCCGCAUAUCAACAAAUAUUAUAACAAUCGUAACUUCCUACAAAAUCUCGACAAUAUCCAUAGCGACUAUGGGAUGAGAAUGGGCCGCUAUGGCGACAGAGAGAUCCUUAGCUCUGCAAAGCACUUUAAGCGCGAUCCAGCCUUCCCGUUUGUCAGGCUUGACGCGGAUGUAGCCGAGUUCUUUAUUUGCCCCGACCGCUUCCAGACUUGGUUGGCGGAUCAUCAAAGAAGCAUCUCAACCAACUUCACCUUCUUGAGGAGGCAUGAUUAUAAAGACCCGGACCAUCAGUAUCGCCUUACUUUUGCUUGCCAAUGCGCUGGCAAAAAGCAAGUACGCGUGAACGCUGCCAUUGAGCCUGACAAGCGUAGAAUGCGCGCACCCUCGAUUAAGCAGGGCUGCUUAUCAAGGAUCGCUGCCCUGUUCCAGCCGAUCCUAAUGCUGGAUGGCUCUAGUAUGCCAGGGUGUAUUGUUGAGUACCGCUACCAACAUAACCAUUCCUUAGGCGACAUCACCGAUCUUGGCACACGACAAAAGUCGGCAGCUAUCAAGGUCACGAUCGAGCACUUAUUAAAGCAAGGAUCCACCAUCCAACGAGUAAUGCAACAGCUGACGAUGGACUAUGAUAAAUUCACGCAGAUCACGCGAGGAAACGGCCAGCAGUUGUCUCGGGACGACUUCAUAACUUACGACGACGUCUACAACAUAUGGCACGGGAUCACGGCCGCUGCAAUGAGAAAGGACCCGGAUCCAGUUUUGUCGUCUAUAAAGUGGAUGGAGGAAUUCGAAGGCAACAAUGGCUUCACUUUUUACGACAGGCACGAUAGAACGAGUGGCCGAUAUUUUGGGUUCGCUUCCUUAUGGCAACUACAGCAGCUCAAGACCCAUGGAAGAACGCUAUGCUUCGAUGGAACCCAUAAUGUGUUUGGAAAGAUGAAGGAUCUCUUCUCCACCGACGAAGAAGAGUAUAAUCUCCGUCCCAACGCCGUUAUCACGGACCAAGGAGGCCUUUCAAGCGGUUCUGAGAUUCUGGCUAUCAAGACCGCUUUCCCCGGUGUGCCCAUCUUCUAUUGCGCAUGGCACGUCCUAAAGGUGUGGGAACGUCAGGUCAAGAGCAUGAUGACGGGACUAAAAAACCAUCCAGCUGAUGAACGAGAUGAAAUCAAAAAACAGGUUCGUGAAAAGUUCCGAUCUGAUCUUCGCAAGAUUUUGUAUGAAAGGGAUAUAGCGAUGGCUCAAGAACACAUCAAGACCUUCCGCAAGACCUGGAGCGAUCAGACGGCUCUUUUGAAGUAUCUCGACAAGAACUACUUUGGCAGGUCGAUGUUUAAGGCACACGAGUGGCAGGUCAAGGAGACACAAGAGAGCUGGAUGCUCUGCUACCGUCAAGACGUAUCCUAUGCUUCUAUCGACACGAACAACUACAUAGAGUCCUGGCACAAUACUCUCAAGCGUCAUUUCUUCCGAGACAAGCAGCAGCGGCGCCCGGAUACAGUCAUCUAUGUCCUUGCUAUCUUGGCAGUCCCGCACUUCCAACAAAAGUGCAUACGGAGCAUCGUCAACGUUGGUCGAAUGAACCCCGCCCAAUCAGAGGAGCUUAAGAAAACGGCAAUUGCAGUCGACCAUAUCAAGACCAGGGAAUCAAAGGGAUAUGUAGGCGCUGGAGAAUAA
Molecule: messenger RNA, 3171 nt
Organism: Linnemannia hyalina
Lineage: Eukaryota; Fungi; Mortierellomycota; Mortierellomycetes; Mortierellales; Mortierellaceae
Source: the annotation of a GenBank genome assembly